This is a messenger RNA of Iphiclides podalirius (scarce swallowtail), 2544 nucleotides long. The record is from the annotation of a GenBank genome assembly. Lineage: Eukaryota; Metazoa; Arthropoda; Insecta; Lepidoptera; Papilionidae.
AUGACAUCGAGAAGCAAAAACGCUGCCCGCAGCUAUGAAACCGAGAUAGAAAAGAAUCGCGAAGAGUCAAAUUGGAAGAAGGCUGUGGAACUGGCUCAACAACUUAAAUCAAGAUCACCACAGCAUGAAAGUCUCGCACAUUUUCUCAUCGGCGAGGGGAAACUCGAAGCAUAUUUGGAUGAAUGGCCCCCAAUUAAGGAGAACAUUGAAAGGGCGCAAAGAGAGUUGUCCGAGGCACGGGGUUACCUGACCUUGGCUACAGAUGAAUCUGGAAAGAGGGCUGGUGUUGCCCUUGAUGCCCAUUUACUGUUGGGAAAAUUGAACUAUGCUUGUGGAGCAUAUGAUGACUCACUGAAACAGUAUAAUCUGGCAGAAUUGAGUACAUUAACUGAGAAAGAGUUACCAGUACGGAGUCUCCGAAUUGUAGCCGAAUCAUAUGCUAUAAAAGGAUUAUGUUUGGAAUUAAAUGCUAUUCCAGCAUCAUCCAGUCGUUUUAAGCAGGCAGAAAGAGAAUCAGAAAUGAUCAGGAGCUUCGAACUGGCGUCGGAGCUGACGUUGCUGUAUCUUCAGCGUGCACAGGCUGCGCGCGCGGGUGUUGUACUAGAAACGGCUCUCCAGAGGGCGCCACUUUUGCACAUCCGAGCAGGGAGGCUGCACAGUGCCAUCGACAGGUACCGUGAAAUGUUGACAGCCGUGGAGUCGGUGUCAACGCAGGCUUUGCGCCUGACCCUGGCAAGGCAGCUCGCCGAAGUGCUGUUGAGAGGGGUCACUGGUCAGGUUUACAAGGCUCCGGAAAAGUUGGCGGUUAUGCCGCAACAGGGCACUUUGACGAGGCGGAGGGAGGAUCACGUCUCCGAAGGACCGUGGAAACCAAAAAAAUACGCUGCCAUUAACCAGUUCGUGCCGCGCAACGAGUACGAGGAGGCGAUGCUGGUGCUGCUGGUGGGCGAGGCGAUGGCGGUGCGCGACGCGGUGCUCUCGCAGAGCGCGGAGUUCGAGGCGGCGCGCGCGCACUCGCUGCGCAACGCGGUGGCGCUCGUCGACCUGCUGGCGCUGGCCGCCGUGCGCUGGGGGCAGAUGGCGCUGCUGCUCGAGGUGCGCGCCCUCAACGAAGGGGGCUCACCUGCCAGGCGAACGCAGAGACGCUCAAAGGUCGCGGCAGGUGAGCCCCGUUACCUGCCAGACACGAAAAGCACGAGUAUAGUACUUGCUAUGCCGUUCGAGUUACUCACCCGCACGGGGGAGACCUCAACUCACCCACCAGACGACCCCACGAGUAUUAUACUCGCUGUGCUGCUUGCGGUUUCGCUGGAGCGCGCGAUGAAGUUCUCCUUCGGGUGCGCGCACGUGUGGCGAGCGCGCGCUCUGGCCGCCGCCGCGCGCCCCCACCACGCCCACAAGCACGCGCCCCCAGGGCAAGGGGCCCUCGGCGGCCACGUGCGCGCGCUGGGCGUGGCGCGCCGCGCGGCACAGCUCUGCCGCGACGACACGCCGCUGCGGCUCGUGGCGGCCGCCAACUGCUUCCGCGCCGGCUGGAUAGAGGAAGGUAUAGAGAUGGCGGAUGAGGCGUUGGCGAUAGAAGUUGAGAGGAAGGGACCAAUGUUGGCGCGCUGCUACCUGUAUUCGGGGAUCGGCCAUCAGAUGAGGGCGCAGAAGACGAACUCCCGCAUCGAGAAGGAGGCGGCGAACGAGCUGAGCCUGAGGCAGCUGCUGAGGUCGGUCGAGCUGGACGACAACGACCACCUCGCCUUCUACCACCUGGCGCUGCAGUACAUGCACGUGGGCAUGCUCAACGAGGCCAUGGACGCGACGCGCGCCUGCCUGGCGGUGCGCGCGGAGUGCGGCGGCGCGCUGCGCGUGGCGGCCGCGCUGUGGGCGUGUGCGGGCGCGGGGCGGCGGGCGGGCAGGGCGCUGCACGCCGCCCGCCUGGCGCGCCACCACUACCCGCACGCCGAGUGGCCGCUCUGGGCGCUCGCCGCGCUGCAGCUGCUCUGGGAGGGCGGCGACGGUGGUGGUUAUCACUUAAAAUCAGACGAACUGCCAUCUUCUCACAUAAAAGAGAUGAGACUUGAUGACGAGGAGUUCUCUCUUCCGGAACAGGCGGCCCUGGCCACCGGAAAGGAGCUACUGAAGCUAUUAAACAGCGCCGAGACGGAAUCAGACGCGGACCACAAUGGAUACGCCGAGCUGGACGCGCUCUCCGAUUCACAAGACGACACGCAAAGCAACAGGGAUGCCGCCUCCAUCCGCGCCGAGUCGGCGGGCGCUUUCCGCGCCGAGCGCGCCCUCUCGGACGUGGGGGGCGCGGGGAGCGGUGGGGCGGGGGGCGGGGCGGGAGGGGGAGGCACGGCCGGGGGGGCGCACUCGCCGCUGCAGCACCACCGGGCUCACGCGUGGCUGCUGCUCGCCGACCUUUGUCUGAGUGCACCAGUUUAUCACCGCGAUCUAGUUUGCUGCCCGGAAAACUUCAGUGUGUUGCGCAAGGCGGCUAGGACCAUAUCUACCCAGUCGAGGCAUAGUCUUGAACUUGGAGACUUGGUCCCC